AUGCAUAAAAACAACAGGCAGAAUAGAAGACGUGUGCGAAGGGGCCACCAGCAGAACCCUUGGUUCAGACAACACGGUUCUGACGAGAGGUGUAACACAGCGGCACAGCAAAGCCCACAGGAUUCUGGCCGUGCCGAUGAUGACGAGGCCCCAUCGACCUCAUCUGGCACAGCUGGGAGUUCUUCCGCGCCAGAUCUGCCAGGGUAUUACUUUGACCCGGAAAAGAAGCGCUACUUCCGCUUGCUCCCCGGACAUAACAAUUGCAACCCCCUCACAAAGGAGAGCAUCCGGCACAAGGAGAUGGAAAGCAAAAGGCUGCAGCUGCUGGAGGAAGAAGACAAGCAGAAAAAGGUGGCCAGGAUGGGCUUUAAUGCAUCUUCAUUGCUCCAAAAAAACAAGCUGGGUUUUCUCAAUGCCACCAGUUAUUGCCGUUUAGCUCAUGAGCUGCGAGUGAGCUGCAUGCAGAGGAAAAAGGUCCAGAUUCAGAGCUCGGAUCCCUCCGCUUUGGCAAGCGACCGAUUUAACCUCAUACUGGCCGAUACCAACAGUGACCGGCUCUUCACGGUGAAUGAUGUCAAAGUCGGAGGCUCCAAGUAUGGCAUCAUCAGCCUGCGUGGUCUGAAGACCCCCUCGCUCAAGGUGCAUAUGCACGAAAACCUCUACUUCACCAACCGGAAGGUGAACUCUGUGUGCUGGGCCUCGCUGAAUCACUUGGAUUCCCACAUUCUGCUGUGCCUCAUGGGAAUCGCAGAGACUCCAGGCUGUGCCACCCUGCUCCCAGCAUCGCUGUUUGUCAGUAGUCACCCAGGAGGUCUUGAACGGCCCGGCAUGCUCUGCAGUUUCCGGAUCCCUGGGGCCUGGUCCUGUGCAUGGUCCCUGAACAUCCAGGCAAAUAACUGCUUCAGUACAGGCUUGUCUCGGCGAGUCCUAGUGACCAACGUGGUGACAGGACACCGGCAGUCAUUUGGGACCAGCAGUGAUGUCUUGGCCCAGCAGUUUGCUCUCAUGGCUCCUUUGCUGUUUAAUGGCUGUCGUUCUGGGGAGAUCUUUGCCAUUGAUCUGCGUUGUCGAAAUCAGGGCAAGGGCUGGAAGGCCACCCGCCUGUUCCACGACUCAGCAGUGACCUCUGUGCAGAUCCUCCAAGAAGAGCAAAACCUGAUGGCAUCUGACAUGGCGGGAACGAUCAAGCUGUGGGACCUGAGAACCACUAAGUGUAUAAGGCAAUACGAAGGUCAUGUGAACGAGUACGCCUACCUGCCCCUGCACGUGCAUGAGGAAGAAGGCAUCGUGGUAGCAGUGGGCCAGGACUGCUACACAAGAAUCUGGAGCUUCCAUGAUGCCUGCCUGCUGAGAACCAUACCUUCCCCACACCCCACCUCCAAGUCUGACAUCCCCAGUGUGGCCUUCUCGUCUCGGCUCGGGGGCUUCCGGGGAGCCCCAGGGUUGCUCAUGGCCGUCCAGCAGGACCUUUACUGUUUCUCCUACAGCUAA
Molecule: messenger RNA, 1491 nt
Organism: Puma concolor (puma)
Lineage: Eukaryota; Metazoa; Chordata; Mammalia; Carnivora; Felidae
Source: RefSeq, a predicted model, not a curated record